CUUACUACUCCGAGGAUGGCUACGAGUGAUCUGAAUGUGUAUUAUAUUGUUCCGAGAGCGGCGGCGCACUUGCAGGUAGACCACUCGCCGGAGAAGACCACCGAUAAAAACGCUCCAACAUGCCCAAGUGCCCCAGGUGCGAUAAGGAAGUUUACUUUGCCGAGAAAAAAACUUCCCUCGGCAAGGACUGGCACGCAUUCUGCUUGAAAUGUGAGAAGUGCAAAAAAGUUUUGCAGCCAGGUAGUCACGCCGAGCACGAAGGCAAGCCCUAUUGCAACAAUCCCUGCUACAGCGCCUUGUUUGGACCUGGAGGCUUUGGCCGAGGUGGUGCCGAGAGCUACAAGUUCAACUAGUGCGAGCAACACAUUCCACCAGCAGAUUUCUAAAAAAUUCCCAAAAAAGAGAGUCAAUCAACGAGUAUACCUGAAAUAUGAUACCUGACGGUGGAUUAUCAAGAUUCAUACAUUAAAAUAUUUUUCAAAUUUUAUAUUUAUUAGUGUAUUUUGAAUUUUUCAAAAAGGUAGCCAAACCACUAAUUCACAGUCACAAAGGAACAGCAAUACAGUUGUGUGUCAUUUUGCCUAUUGCAUUAAACAAACGAAGCCAUAUUAAGGCCAACCUCAUUCCCCGACAAAGGCGUUAGAUUUUUAUUUCAAACAUUCCUCGAGCAAUGCCCCGCCGACAAGUCAAAGGUUUGAAGGCCUUUCAAGUGAAAUGAAAGGAGGGAGAGAGUCUUCUCCCAUCGAUUUUUUUUUCUUGGUGCUUCUGUACGUAAAUAAAAACAUUUUGAAGCACUGGUAUUGCCUCUGUUACGGCGCACAGAUUAUUACUAUGCUUUCAUUUUCCUCGCUCGAUUUGCUUUAUCGCUUUAGAUAUAUAUUUUAUCAUUUUUGUUAAAAAAAAAAAAAAAAAUAGAGAAAA
Neocloeon triangulifer is the source of this 921-nucleotide messenger RNA. Its product is annotated as cysteine-rich protein 1-like. The transcript is spliced from 3 exons. The record is from RefSeq and is a predicted model, not a curated record. Lineage: Eukaryota; Metazoa; Arthropoda; Insecta; Ephemeroptera; Baetidae. Bases 120 to 353 code for a protein of 77 amino acids.